AUGGAUUUCCAGUUCUUUGACGGAGCAAACCGAUCACUCCACAGUCAGUCGUGUGGAAACAGUCUAUCGGGCAAUAGCUUCUUCCCUCACCUGAGCGCGUUAGCGAAAUCCUCGGGACAGCAUCACCGCAUGGUGGACGGCGACAGUGGCGAAGACGAGUGCAGGGAGGCGAGGUCUCCCGAAGUGAACGUCGACGUCGACGGCGACUGCGACAACAUGACGGGCGAUCGACGCGACGACGACGACAGCAGCGACGACGACAAACGGGACAUGGACAUCAUGAGAGGGGACUACGCGGACGGGGACAAGGGGACCGUGAAGAAGUCUGGCAAGACGGUGCGGCUGAACAUCAACGCCAGGGAGCGGCGACGUAUGCACGACCUCAACGACGCCCUCGACGAGUUGCGCAGCGUCAUUCCCUACGCCCACAGCCCCUCCGUGAGAAAACUGUCAAAAAUCGCCACCCUCCUUCUGGCAAAAAACUAUAUCUUAAUGCAGGCCAACGCCUUAGAGGAGAUGAGGCGCAUGCUUGUGUGUCUGAACCAGACGGUGCCCUGUCUGGACUCCUAUCCAGCCUAUUCUCGUCUGCCACCUCAAGUUUCCGCCAGCGACAAGUGUCCGGCGCUGUACCCGCCAACACCCGGUUCGCCAUCUUUCAAGCGGUGUAACAAUGACAAAGUAUAAUUGAAAAAGCAACAACAGACAAUCAAAAUCUUAAAUAACAAUCUCAGAUAAAUACUCUUAAGUUUGUAUGAAUGUGCUUUUAACAAAACAUCUUUUUUUUUGUUCUUGUUCUUUUUAAAAGAUGAAAGUAACAUUAUGACAUUCACUACCGUGGACAGUUUGGAACUAGGCAGAUUGUUGUGUUUCUUAAAACCUAUAUAAAUUAUAGAUUUUUCGUGAAAAUGAUUUUUAAGAAACUCUUUUCUAGCUUAGAAACAUGUUCUGUUGAUAAAGCAAAUGUAUGUAAAUAUGCAUAAUAUUUAACAACUGUCCGUCAAUCCAUCAAUUGAUUUUCAAUGCAUCAAUUGACUUUUAAUUGACUUUGUUUUCAUGAACACAGGAAAGGUAAUGCACAGGUUACAGGUAUCUUUAAUUCACCAGUUAUGACGUUUGGAACAUGGAACUUUGUGAAUGUGUUUUAUCAAGGGAAACCCUGGCGUGGUAUGCAAGGUAUGGUUACCAUACAUUAUAGACACAUCAUAGUAUUAUUGAGUUGUGUACAGGUAUCUUGUGCCAACAAUGACACUAUAGAAGGAUGCGACUACAGACUAUGUAAUUUGCAAUAUUACUUUGGACUUUAUUGUGGAGAAAAUGGCGAUGCAAGCAUCACAAAUAAGCAUG
This is a messenger RNA of Gigantopelta aegis, 1344 nucleotides long. RefSeq names its product class E basic helix-loop-helix protein 22-like. The coding region runs from base 1 to 684 and encodes 227 amino acids. The record is from RefSeq and is a predicted model, not a curated record. Lineage: Eukaryota; Metazoa; Mollusca; Gastropoda; Neomphalida; Peltospiridae. Gene Ontology annotation, molecular function: protein dimerization activity. The transcript has a single exon.